CCUCACUUCUCUCCAAAACUCGACCAGACGACCAUGGAAGGCAAGCCACCACCACCGGAGCGCAAGCAGUGGGACAAGGGCGAGUGGGCCGAGAAGGCACGCGCGCGGGAUGUCGCGGCCGCAGACCACGCAAAGAAGGCCGAGGAGGCGGCCAAGGAAGGUCGCAAGUAUCGCCCGAUGCCGGACGGGCCAGCGCCGACAGGUCUUGCACAGCAGCACAAAGAUCUGAACCUGAGCAAAAACCUCGGCAAGACGGUGCUGGUGCAGACGAGUACGGGGACACAGGGGCCUAGGGGCGCUGGAUUCUACUGUGAGCUGUGUAAUCGCACGCUCAAGGACUCGCUGUCCUACCUCGACCACUUGAACUCGCGGUUUCACCUCGCAAAGCUCGGCCAGUCAACCCACGUCGCGCGCUCAACAGUCGCGCAGGUACGCGAACGCAUCUGCCAGCUGCGCGAAGAGUCCAAGACCAAGGUCGACGCAAAGAACUUUGACUUUCAGAAACGCCUCGCGGUCGUCAGGGAGGCUGAGCAGGCCAAGAAGGACGCGCGGAGAGAGGACCGCAAGCGUAAGCGCGAGGAACGGCGCGAGGAGGCCAAGCUCGGUCGUGUGGGCGUGCAGAAGGGCGCGAGUGGCGCCGAGGUCGCCGCUGCUGUUGGCGAGCAGAAUAGCAUCGAAGCCAUGAUGGGCUUUGGUGGGUUUGGAGGGGCUCGCAAGCGAUAGACGGAGUACGAAGGGAGAGACACAUCAGACACUCUCGGCCAGUUUAGACCUGUUGUAUCAUCAGAAUGCAAGCAGCAGCUGC
This is a messenger RNA of Vanrija pseudolonga, 805 nucleotides long. RefSeq names its product Zinc finger matrin-type protein 2 (gene Zmat2). Gene Ontology annotation, molecular function: zinc ion binding; nucleic acid binding. The coding region runs from base 34 to 723 and encodes 229 amino acids. The transcript is spliced from 5 exons. The record is from RefSeq and is a predicted model, not a curated record. NCBI's taxonomy places the organism in Eukaryota, Fungi, Basidiomycota, Tremellomycetes, Trichosporonales, Trichosporonaceae. Gene Ontology annotation, cellular component: U4/U6 x U5 tri-snRNP complex; spliceosomal complex. Gene Ontology annotation, biological process: mRNA splicing, via spliceosome.